Bursaphelenchus okinawaensis is the source of this 1720-nucleotide messenger RNA. NCBI's taxonomy places the organism in Eukaryota, Metazoa, Nematoda, Chromadorea, Rhabditida, Aphelenchoididae. The record is from the annotation of a GenBank genome assembly.
AUGGAUCACAGCACGGAGAACACGAUGCCGCCGCCCAAGAUUCUGCUGGACAAGUACGAAAAGCUGGGCAAGAUCGGGGAGGGAUCGUACGGGGUGGUGUUCAAGUGCAGGAACAGAGAAACCAAUCAGAUCGUGGCGAUCAAGAAGUUCGUCGAGACUGACGAUGACCCCUCGAUCAAGAAGAUCGCCUUGAGGGAGAUCAGGAUGCUCAAGGUGAGACAUUACGUUACCUUAAAUGUACUGUAAACGGGUGAUCAGCGUUUCGUAAAGUUCAAACAACCAUUUGUCGUUUGUGACAUUCCUAACGUAGAGUGUUUCAUGGUAAACAUUGCUUUAGGCACUCAAGCAUCCAAACCUGGUGAAUCUGAUAGAAGUCUUCAAACGCAACAAGAAACUACACUUGGUAUUCGAGCAUUGUGAACGUACCGUACUGGACGACUUGGAAAAGUACCCAAAAGGGUGAGUACAACAUACAUAAUUUAAGUCAAGUUAUCUUUUACAAAAGAUGAUGUAUAAUAUUUUCAAAAUUGUAAUCAUAAAAGUGUCUUUCAAUAAUGUUCAAGAGCGCAUCAGUAAUUUAAUUAUCUUUAAUUUCAGAUGCCCAGAAUCGCUGACCAAAAAGAUACUGUACCAACUACUACAAGCGCUAAACUUUUGUCAUAGCAGGAACUGUAUACACAGAGAUGUGAAGCCCGAGAACAUCCUGGUUACCUACAACGAUGUGGUCAAGUUGGGAGACUUCGGGUUCGCCAGAAUUAUGAGUAAGUCACAGUUAAGGCUUUCAAAGCAAAUUCAUGUGAAAGAUACGGUGUGUGGUGGUAAGAGAGUAAUAUCUUAUUCAGUAGGAACAGGAUAUACAAUAACAUGACAUCUAGACAACCGUUUCUGAAGACUUGUUUUAGACACAAACGAACUGUACACAGACUAUGUGGCCACACGAUGGUACAGAAGUCCGGAGCUACUGGUCGGCGACAUGCAUUAUGGCCCAGCUGUUGAUAUCUGGGCCAUAGGAUGUGUGUUCGCAGAAAUGUUAACCGGAGACCCGUUGUGGCCAGGGAGGACAGACGUGGACCAGCUCUAUCUCAUCAAACAAACUGUCGGUAUGUUAUAUUAUCCGGAACAUCCAAUAAUAUUAUCAUAAGCUUGGGUAUACUGUUAAGCCACAAACUUUUUGCAGAUUCUGUUUAGGCUUUACCAUGCCUAUUUAUACUACAGUAACUAAUCGAUUUGUAUUUAAAUUGUGUGUUUUAGGUGACAUUUUCCAAAAACACGUCCAAGUGUUCCGCCAGAAUCAGUACUUUAGAGGAAUGAGUAUACCCGAGCCUGACGAAUUGUUGGAAUUACAGCAGAAAGUGCCCCAGGCAACCUCGGUGGACAUCGACUUUCUACAGGUAAUCAUUUCUCAGAUCAACAAACCAUAUUAUACAUGACAGCAGUACAGUUUGUGACUGUUCAUGAAACACAAAUACUUAUACUUAACACGUUAACGUUCCAGAGAUGUUUCGACCCCAACCCGGACCUCCGAUGGUCGUGUUCGGAGCUUUUGAAGCACGACUACUUCAAGGGCUAUGUCUUCAAAUACCCUGAGGAUACGACGACGCCGAUUCGAAAAUUGUCGCCUCAUCUUCCGCAGCUCGAUAAUGGCGACAGAAAACGGAACGGACUUCAAAAUCAGUACAAAAGUAUUGAACACGGCAACUACCUCCCCUCCAUCUCGUAA